AUGUGGUGCGAAGUAUGUGGAAGCAGUGAGCAUGUGGCCGAACAUUAUGGAGCAAAUUUAGAAUCAAUAAAUUUUGUAGGUAAUGCACCUAAGGGUGUUGGUAACCAAAACUAUGGAAAUACUUACAACCCAAAUUGGAGAAACCAUCCUAACUUCUCAUGGGGUGGAAAUCAACAAAAUUAUCAUCACGGGCCAACUCAAUACAGACCACAGGGAAGUGGACACCAAUACAAUAAUCCUAGUCAAGGAUACAAUGCUCAAAUUCAAAUUGAUCAAGCAUCAACAAAAUCGGGAAGCAUGAGUGUUGAGGACAUGUUGAAACAAAUCAUGAUAGACCAAGCCAAGCUAGCUUCCGAUGUGAAUGUCGUAACUACUCACAGUGGUCGCCCACUCACUGAAUUGGCUCCCAAAGCAAAAUUGGCAGAGGAAAAAGGCAAAGAGCAAGUGCAGAUUAAUUUGCCUUUGAUUGAUGUUUUACGGGGAAUCCCAAAAUAUGCUAAAUUCGUCAGGGAUAUCGUGGCCAAUAAAAGCAAGUUGGCUGAAUUUGCAACUGUGGCACUCACUGAAGAGUGUAGUUCAAGAAUCUUGAACAAAAGCAAGCUUCCAACCAAACUAAAAGAUCCAGGUAGUUUCACGGUGCAGGUAACCAUUGGUAAAUAUAGUAAUGCAAGAGGUCUCUGUGAUCUGGGUGCUAGUAUCAACUUAAUGCCUAGAUCCAUGCUUAAGAAAUUAGGCCUGGGAGAACUUAAAGCAACAACUAUUUUGCUACAGUUGGCUGAUCGUUCUGUAGCUAGACCUGAUGGUAUCAUUGAAGAUGUUUUGGUACAAGUAGGAUCCCUCAUCUUCCAUGUUGAUUUUGUCGUUUUAGAUUUUGAGCCGGACCCCGAUGUUCCUUUUAUCUUAGGACGCCCGUUCUUAGCAACAGGCGGGGCACUAAUUGAUGUGGCUGCAGGUAGAUUGACUAUGAGAACACAUGAUAAAGUGGAAGUGUUCGAUGUAUAUCAUGCACUGAAAUUGCCUGCAAUUUAUGAGGAGCUGUCUGCUGUAACCAUCAUUGACGAGGAAAUAUCAGCUCAAUGUACUACCUCAAAUGACCCAUUGGCGAAAGUCGUAAUGGGUCAAGAUAUUGCAGAGGACAUGGAAGCUAAAGAGCUAGCAAGUGUACUCGAUAUGCCAAAUAUUAACAUGUGGAAGAAGAAUGUAGAACCCUUAAACAGAGAAUUGGGUCCUUCACCCAAGCCUUCUCUCGAGGAAGCCCCUAAAUUGGAGUUAAAAAAACUGCCAGCAUAUCUCAGGUAUGUUUUUCUUGGAAUAAAUAACACUUUACCUAUAAUCCUUUCAUCUGCUUUGUCUGAGGCACAGGUCCUAGCAGCACUGGAGGUACUAAAGAGGCACAAAAAGGCCAUUGGGUGGCAAAUGGCUGAUCUUCAUGGCAUCAGCCCCACUUUAUGCAUGCACAGAAUUUUCAUGAAAGAAGGACAUAAGGCUAGUGCACAACCACAACGCCGGUUGAACCCCAUCAUGAAAGAAGUUAAAGGGGGAAUGACUGUGAUAACCAAUGAAAAAAAUGAGUUAAUACCUACAAGAACAGUGACUGGGUGGCGCAUAUGCAUGGACUACAGAAAGUUGAAUGAUGCAACAAGAAAAGAUCACUAUCCUGUGCCGUUCAUUGACCAAAUGCUUGAUAGGUUAGCAGGCCAAGAAUACUACUGUUUCUUAGAUGGAUAUUCAGGUUACAAUCAAAUCACCAUUGCACCAGAGGAUCAAGAAAAGACAACAUUCACAUGCCCUUACGGAACUUACGCAUUCAAGCGUAUGCCGUUUGGCCUUUGCAAUGCUCCUGCCACUUUUCAGAGGUGUAUGAUUGCAAUAUUUCAUGAUAUGGUGGAAGACUUUGUAGAGGUUUUCAUGGAUGACUUUUCAGUUUUCGGAGAGUCUUUUGAUCUUUGCUUGAAAAAUCUAGAGAAAGUACUUGCAAGGUGUGAAGAAACAAACCUUGUCUUAAACUGGGAGAAGUGUCAUUUCUUGGUAAAAGAGGGUAUUGUGUUGGGACAUAAAGUGUCAAAAGAUGGGUUGGAAGUGGACAAAGCAAAAAUUGAAGUGAUUGAGAAACUUUCGCCACCAAUCUCAGUAAAAGGAGUUCGAAGUUUUUUAGGUCAUGCCGGAUUCUACCGGCGUUUCAUCAAAGAUUUUUCCAAGAUAGCCAAACCAAUGUGUGGGUUGCUCGAAAAAGAGGUAAAAUUUGUUUUUGAUGAUGAAUGUUUGCAGGCAUUUGAACUCUUGAAGAAAAAGCUGAUUGAAGCCCCUAUCCUACUAGCUCCUAACUGGGAGUUACCUUUUGUGCUGAUGUGUGACGCAAGCGAUACAGCAGUGGGUGCAGUUCUGGGACAAAGGAAGGAGAAAAUUUUUCAUUCCAUUUAUUAUGCAAGCAAAACUCUUGAUUCUACUCAGGCAAAUAACACGGUCACGGAGAAAGAAAUGCUGGCGUUGGUCUAUGCGUUUGAUAAAUUCCGCUCUUACUUGGUAGGUACAAAAGUGAUUGUGUUUACUGACCAUGCAGCUCUUAGGUACCUAUUCAACAAGAAGGAUGCCAAGCCAAGGCUCAUUAGAUGGAUUCUGUUGUUACAAGAAUUCGAUAUCGAAAUCAAAGAUAGGAGGGGAUGCGAAAAUCAAAUAGCAGACCAUCUAUCAAGAUUAGAGGGUUCGCCCCAUGUGGCUGAGCAGGAGCCGAUAAAGGAGGAAUUUCCGGAUGAGCAACUGCUGGAAAUAGAGGUACAAGAUCUCCCAUGGUACGCAGAUAUCGUGAACUACCUUGUUAGUGGAGUGUUCCCUCCUGAUGCUACCUCACAACAAAAGAAGAAGCUUAUGCAUGAUGUUCGCCUCUAUAUAUAG
Molecule: messenger RNA, 2892 nt
Organism: Solanum dulcamara
Lineage: Eukaryota; Viridiplantae; Streptophyta; Magnoliopsida; Solanales; Solanaceae
Exons: 4
Coding region: 1-2892 (963 amino acids)
Source: RefSeq, a predicted model, not a curated record